This is a messenger RNA of Eucalyptus grandis, 2770 nucleotides long. RefSeq names its product sulfate transporter 1.3. The record is from RefSeq and is a predicted model, not a curated record. Gene Ontology annotation, molecular function: secondary active sulfate transmembrane transporter activity. Gene Ontology annotation, cellular component: membrane. Gene Ontology annotation, biological process: transmembrane transport. Lineage: Eukaryota; Viridiplantae; Streptophyta; Magnoliopsida; Myrtales; Myrtaceae. The transcript is spliced from 14 exons. Bases 424 to 2394 code for a protein of 656 amino acids.
UUCGCUUAGACUUCAGCAGUUCCAAAAGCAGUAGACCCAAUUCCAGGGCAUGCAUGGCCCGAGGAAUAAGAGAGAAAGAAGUUAAAUUCAGGACAUGAAGGCUCUCGCACGGUGAAUCGGCAGCAAGCAAACGGCAUGUUGGUCAAACAAAAUAAUGGAACUUGGAAGUGGAUAAGGAGAGGGAUCGAUAGCUGUUGCCAAAUAAUGCAUGCAAAGUUUAGAUUAUCGUUCAAGCAAUCGUUCCCACGCAUGGCUUGACUGAGUCUUCCAUUCUGAACGCAUCCCGCAUACCAGUACAGAUUCAUUCUCUUGCAGAUAUGGGCGCGCGUGGCAGUUCUGAUCAAAGUCGGACGAUCAUCUCUAAUGUUUAUUGUUAAGAUAUUCGUGCACCAUCAGAGAGCUUGUCUCUGAUCCCUUGUCACGAUGAGUCAUCGUAUCAGCAGCGACGUUGGGGCACAGGAAGCCGACAUAACAAACAGAGCUUCAUCGCAAUUCCAUUCAGAGGCACCGUAUAUUCACAAAGUGGGCAUCCCUCCAAAGCAGAGCCUUCUGCAGGAAUUCACAGCCACAGUGAAGGAGACUUUCUUUGCAGAUGACCCGCUUCGUCAGUUUAAAGAUCAACCACAGUCAAGGAAGUUCCUUAUUGGCAUCCAGAGUGUUUUUCCCAUUCUCGAAUGGGGAAGGCACUACAACCUGACUAAGUUUAGGGGCGAUCUGAUUGCUGGACUUACCAUAGCUAGCCUUUGCAUUCCCCAGGAUAUUGGGUAUUCAAAGCUUGCAAAUUUGCCUCCACAAUAUGGACUAUAUAGCAGCUUUGUUCCCCCUCUUAUAUAUGCCUUCAUGGGGAGCUCGAGAGAUAUUGCCAUAGGGCCAGUAGCUGUUGUUUCUCUUCUGCUUGGGACUCUUCUUCAGAACGAGAUUGAUCCGGCUAAAAAUCCCGAUGAGUACAGACGCCUGGCAUUCACAGCGACAUUCUUUGCUGGGAUCACUGAGGUCAUGCUCGGGUUCUUCAGACUGGGUUUCUUGAUCGAUUUCCUUUCUCACGCUGCGGUUGUUGGCUUUAUGGGCGGUGCUGCCAUCACCAUUGCUCUUCAACAGCUCAAGGGUCUGCUGGGCAUAACAAUAUUCACAAAGAAGACCGACAUAGUGUCUGUGAUGCGAUCAGUUUGGGGUACAGUGGAUCAUGGGUGGAAUUGGCAGACAAUAGUGAUCGGAGUGACAUUCUUGGCCUUCCUUCUGCUCACCAAAUACAUAGGUAAAAAGAACAGGAAACUAUUUUGGAUAGCUGCAAUUGCCCCUCUGAUCUCCGUUAUCGUGUCCACUUUUUUUGUGUAUAUUACUCGCGCUGACAAGCAUCAUGUUGCAAUAGUGGGUAAAAUGAAAAAGGGUGUGAAUCCAUCUUCGGUGAAUGAAAUCUUUUUCACCGGCACUUAUCUUGCCAAAGGCUUCAAGAUUGGCGUUAUUGCAGGCAUGAUUGCUUUGACGGAAGCCGUUGCAAUUGGGAGGACAUUUGCUACCAUGAAGGACUAUCAGAUAGAUGGUAAUAAGGAAAUGAUAGCACUAGGCACAAUGAAUGUGGUUGGUUCGAUGACAUCCUGUUACAUCGCUACGGGAUCUUUCUCUCGUUCUGCUGUUAAUUACAUGGCUGGUUGCCAAACAGCAGUCUCUAACAUUGUCAUGUCCUGUGUGGUGUUGUUAACCCUGGAACUCAUCACACCAUUAUUCAAGUAUACUCCAAAUGCAAUUCUUGCAUCAAUUAUUAUAUCUGCGGUGGUUGGCCUAAUUGACAUUGAAGCGGCAAUACUGAUUUGGAAAAUUGACAAGUUGGAUUUUGUUGCUUGCAUGGGAGCCUUCUUUGGGGUGGUUUUCGUCUCUGUUGAGAUAGGCCUCUUAAUUGCGGUUUCAAUUUCAUUUGCCAAAAUACUCUUACAAGUAACAAGACCUCGGACAGCCAUUCUUGGUAAGCUGCCGAGGACGACUGUUUACAGGAAUAUAUUGCAAUAUCCGGAAGCAACAAAGGUUCCAGGAGUUCUGAUUGUCAGAGUUGAUUCAGCCAUCUAUUUUUCGAAUUCAAACUAUAUCCGUGAAAGGGUAUUGAGAUGGCUUGGCGAUGAAGAGGAAUAUCUGAAGGAGAAUAAUCAACCAAGAAUCCAGUACUUGAUCGUGGAAAUGUCUCCCGUUACAGACAUUGAUACUAGUGGCAUACAUGCCCUUGACGAGUUGCACAAAAGCCUCACAAAGAGGGAUAUUCAGCUUGUUCUUGCAAAUCCAGGGCCGGUGGUGAUGGACAAACUUCAUGCGUCCAAGUUCACCGACGUGAUUGGGGAGGAUAAGAUCUUCCUUACCGUAUCAGACGCUAUUAUGACCUGUGCUCCCAAGAUCGAACAAGCCUAAUUGUCCCAUUUCAUGCUCCAUAAUUUCCAUAAUUGUCUUACUUGACAAUCAAGCAGAUUGGGCACUAACUGAGACUUGUCUAGACCUUGAAAUGGUGUAUAUAGACCCAUAAUGCUAGCCAAAGGUCGUGUUUGAAGUUUGUGUUCAUGAGUCAGUGAAGAAAUCAGAGCGAGUUGUGAAAUUUUCACGGUGGCAGGACAAGAAAUGGGCGUGAAUGGUGAGUGAUGACAUAAGCUUUUCUCUCUUGUGUGGUUAUUGCAAUGUCUGCACAUUUUGUCUCUAAAUUGUUUGGCGUGUUUGUGUUCUUCUUGUUGACUCCUGAACGAAGUGGGACAAAUAAAUGGAACGUGGUGUUCCACAGUUGUUUUUUCUUCUA